This is a messenger RNA of Chinchilla lanigera (long-tailed chinchilla), 578 nucleotides long. Its product is annotated as huntingtin-interacting protein M. The record is from RefSeq and is a predicted model, not a curated record. Gene Ontology annotation, molecular function: protein heterodimerization activity. Lineage: Eukaryota; Metazoa; Chordata; Mammalia; Rodentia; Chinchillidae. The transcript has a single exon. Bases 1 to 453 code for a protein of 150 amino acids.
AUGGGGAUACAAUGGGCACGGCUGAGGGCUGAGGGCUUCAGAGACCUAGUACAGCUUGUGAAGUGCCAGGGCAGACCUGAGCGAAAACUAGCAGCCAUCAUGUGUGAAGAAACGAACCAAGACGGUCCCUAUGAAGACAGCACUGAGCAGGAAGACCCUGCUUCAGGUCCUGAGGAGCAGUUCCCUGUGGCUCACAUAUAUUGCAUUCUGCCUGAAGAAUACAACCCGGCCUUGUCAUCCACCACAUACGACUUUCUCCAAGCCAUGGUCGACUCACUUACUGAUUACGUCUUGACACUGGUACACUCCGAGGGCAACAACAAUGUUGGGAUGCCCACCGACGCCGAAGACGGAGGGACAGAAGCCGACAACAACCGUGAAUGUGCCCCUGUCAUCCUGGAUGUGUCCUUCCUAUUCUCGGAUGAGGCACCUGAGCCGAGAAACAAUGCCUGAGAAGUGCUGAGCAGCGCCUAGUGGGAAGCCUCUGAGGCUCUGUCAGGGCCAUGAUGUCUCAUGGAAGGGGAGGCCCCACUGUUGUCAGCAACAAACGCUAAUAAAGGCUUUCAGUCAUGGCAGUA